Molecule: messenger RNA, 2220 nt
Organism: Naegleria lovaniensis
Lineage: Eukaryota; Heterolobosea; Eutetramitea; Acrasida; Naegleriidae
Exons: 3
Coding region: 1-2220 (739 amino acids)
Biological process (GO): proteasome-mediated ubiquitin-dependent protein catabolic process
Cellular component (GO): GID complex
Molecular function (GO): protein binding
Source: RefSeq, a predicted model, not a curated record
AUGUACCCCUUCAAACAACCUUCGGAAUUGAUUCAAGCCUUAUGCGAUGGUAGCAACAAUGACAGUAAUAGCGGUAUUUUGAAUAUUGGUAAUGUUAGUGGAGUUACUAACAACAAUAUGGAGGAUGAAUCGAUCAUCAAAGUAACAAUGAAGCAGUAUCAACCAUCAUCGGGAUACAAAGUUAAUGCUUUGAAAAGUUUGAAAAAUCUGGUGAUUGGAAACCCCAAAAAGAAGCAACUAGUUGCUGAAAUGGGUGUGUUACCAAUUCUUGUGAACAUUCUACAAAACUCGAAAGACGAAGAGCUGCUUAUUCAGAGCGCAGCUACCAUCGGAAGUUUAGCUCAUUGUAACGAAUUAAUUUUCCUUAUCAUUCAAACGGAGCCCACACUAAACUUCCUCACUCGCCACCUUAUCCAUUUUAAUAACACUAAUAAGCUCACAGAAACAGUUGCUCGAAGUGUAUAUAAUAUUUUCUCCAAAGAUAUUACGAGUAUAAUAUCGUCUAAUAAUUUAGGGUUUCAGAAUGCAGAUUUUGAAAUUACCAAGAAUAUGCCUCUUUUAAUAGAACUAUUGAGCUGUCCUAACCACACUGUAAAUGAAAUGGCAGCUGCUGUCAUAAGAUUUUGUUUUUCUUCAGAACAAAGAGCUCAACACUACUCUGCGUUUAGUGAAAAAAUUUUGCCUCAGUUAUUCAGAUUGCUCUACACUAAUUAUUCCUCUCAUGAGAUAAUUUUAGACUCUAUUUGUAAAAUACUUUUAUUUUCUAAGAGCAAGGAAGUUGCUGAUUUUAUAUGCAAUGAAAAUUCAAACCUUGAAUUAUUGACAGGAUUUUGCUUUCAUGAUAAAUUAGAAAUCAAACUAAGCGCCAUCGACUGUGUAGCACUACUACAGAAACUUAAUUCAGCUGCAGGCAAAAUUUCGCAUCGAGAUAUUUCCACAAAUAUUGUACCAGAGUUUUCUAAGAUAUUGAACGACAUUUAUGACACGUCUGUUCUUUCAGUGCAGAGUGUUAAAAAGGUACUUCUAUCGAUGUGCCUUUGUAUGGAAUGUGAUUUGGAAAUCCAAUCAGAUUUUGUUUCUGCUAAAUUUAUUUCCAAAUUGAUUAACAUUUCACAAAAGAUGCUGGCAGAUGCUGGUGGUGAUUGCAAAUUUGGAAAUAUAACUGCUAGUCUUGAGCUAAUUUUGGCUAUUGCCAUGAUGUGCUCCAGCAAUGAAGAAGCACGUUCACAAAUUAUUGAGUCGUCUUUCUUUAUCAAAAGCAUAUUAAUUUCAUGUUUGGACUUGGAAAAGAAUCCUCAACUUUCAACGUCACUGGUAGAAGCUGCAUUAUCUUGCACCAAAGUCCUCUCGAGGGCACAGAAACCACUUCGAUCAAGUUUAAUAUCAUCUGCCGGAAAUUUACUUUCUAUUCUAUGCAACUACAUUGUUGAUAGCUCUAACGAAAUUAAUAUUCGGAAGUUAGCUAUUCAGACCUUUCACAAUUUAACUCUGGACUUGGAAUCUGUGAAAGAUUUUGUCCAAAACAAUCAGAAAUUGCUGGAAACAAUAUCAGACGUUUGCCAACAAGCAUCCAUCUCUUCACCAACAAUUAGAAUGAGCAUGGUUACACUUGCAAGGAAUAUUCUCUACCGAGCUGAAUUAUCCUUGAAGAAGAAGUUCCUCGAACAUUUUCCAGUUUCUAAAAUGGUUGACCUUUUAUCAUCAAACGACAGUGAGUCGAACAUUGAGUUUAAGAUUGGAGUAUUGAGCUGCAUUAGAAAUUUAAUAUUUGGAGAAACGAACGCAGUCGAACAUGAAAUUAUGUCUUCGGAGGUGUGCCAACAGCUGGUUUUAACACUACUUGAUCAUCUCAAAUCUAGUUCCGUUCUCGAUCCAGCCUUCGUUUCGGAAAUUUAUUUUGUUUUUGCCAACAUUGUUGCUACAUGCAGGAAUGAAAUGAAGCGAUACGUCUUACAAAAGGAUAUUUUAGAUAUGGCUUUUAAAGUGAAGCAAGAACAUGUGACAAAUGAGGAGGUUGUGAAAUCUACCUUAUUCUUUCUUAGCAAUCUUGUUUGGGAAAGAAAUGAUCAGGCUUUCCAAAAGGAGUGUUAUCAACAACUCAGAGCAUAUGUACAGGGAGACAAGCUGGUCAAUGACACCACAAACGAGAGCUAUGCUGUUCAGACUCUCGUGCAACAAGUGAAUUCUCAAUACAAGCAGUUGGAAGAUCGUUGCAAAUAA